Sycon ciliatum is the source of this 2090-nucleotide messenger RNA. RefSeq lists its product as uncharacterized. The record is from RefSeq and is a predicted model, not a curated record. Lineage: Eukaryota; Metazoa; Porifera; Calcarea; Leucosolenida; Sycettidae.
UCUAGCACGCAUCCUGAUGGUCUGAUGGAGCGAAAGUGUCUCUUCACAUACUUACGAGCGAGCAUGCCAUUGCCAUUACUUAGGCAUUGCCCUGACCCUGCAUGGCCAACACACAGUCGAGUCGUCAACCUGCUAGAUAACGCAGUCAAUGCAUCAAGCACAUUCGCUUCAACAGUGGUAGUAUCGACGAAGGAGAACAUCUAGGAAUCCAGUCCUUCUCCGCAGCGCCACUGAAACGUAUCAGGUCACAGGUGCAGUCGAUAGCGGGUUGCAUGCGGAGGAAGGGAGGAGACCAUUGUCUCUCGCUGCAUGCUACCAUCCACCCACGUGGGCAGAGGUGAAGCGCGACAACUGAGGACACCUAGGAUGGCUCCUCUUCUGAUUUUGCUGGCAAUCGUGCCUUCCAGUCUCGCAUUCCCGGCCUUCAUCCCACUGAUACCGAAUCUCGGAGCGGCAGCCUCUGACGGUCAAAGCAACGUUCCCGCUCCGUUUGGUGUCGAUGGCGUCAUGUGCCAAUCCAUCGGUCACGUGGCCCAGUGUAAUGGACCUCCGUCUGGAGCUGGCAACGUAUUUGGCCGGGCAUUCAUUGCGAGCGGUGGGAAUUGGACGACAGUGUGCCCGCAGGACAGCGAUGGUGACGGGUACACUAACGGCGAGGAGCUGGGAGAUCCUUCUUGCUCCUUUUCUCCAGGAGCAACACCAGAGAGAAGCACCAAUCUCUCGCACCCUGGUUUCGCGUGCUCCACUUUUGACAACCCCUUCUGUUUAGUGGACACCACCGCAACACCCCUCACGUUUACGAUGACACCGUUCCCAGUGACUGUUUCUCCUGAUUUCAAUGACACCGAUGCGGAAAAUGAGACAACGCUGCCCCCACCUCCGUUCACGACGCCGCCUCCGCCCCCAUCCACCAUAUUCGCCAGCACACCACCCCCGACCGCGCCACCCACCAUCGGGGAGUGCCUGACUGGGACGUGCUACGAGAUCCAGAAUCAGUACGCCGAGCUGGUGCAGAGCUUCCGCGACGCACAGCAAGUGUACGCGGAUAGCGUGCAGGACUGGCGCGAGGUGGUGGACGUCUGGAGAAGCCAGCAGGAGUCGUGCAGCGGUGGGAGCAUGUAGGCAUAACGCACAUCGGCCAGUGUUCGACAAUGCAACACUUGAUAUGACAGGUUGUAGAAACAUUCAGAUCCUCUACAUAAUUCCUUGAUUGUGUCUACUCCCGUUCGAUGUGCUUCCUGAGCUGUUUUACCACCUUGUCCUCCUCCUCCUUCUCUCCCUCCCACCCUCUUCCUGCCUCCCUCAUCCUCCUCUUCUUCCUCUUCUCCUCCACUUGUGAGUGGUGCCGCUGUCUGGUCAUAUUGACCCGUGGCAAUCUGAAGGAUAUGUCCGCUCACUGAUAUUUCUCCGCUACUUCUCAGUAAUGUUAUUCAUGACGCUGUUUAUUUGGUCUUCUUCCACGCCUCACACAGUUCACUCAAUUCGUACACUACACAUCGUUCUGACUGCACUUAAUUAAAUAUAAUUGCAGCUUUCCAACUUGGAAGGUUCAAGGUUAUGAAAAGACCAAAGAGGGGAAGGCAAGCGCAACGAAAACGAGCAAAAGCUAAAGUCCCAACGGAACAAAGAAUGUCGAUUGUUACUGGGCGAUGACGAGACCAGUACGAUAUUUGACAAAGCGGUCUAACUACAAUUCGAAGCAGCAAAGCAGCACACCACCCAACUUGGGUGGGUCAUAAAUAUCAAAGAUAAGUAAAGAAAGGGGAAGCUUUGCGAAAACAAAUUGUACAAGCCGAAAGCCAAACUCCUACAGAAUUGUAGUUAGACCGCUUUGUCAAAUAUCGUACUGGUCUCGUCAUCGUCCAGUAACAAUCGACAUUCUUUGUUCCGUUGGGACUGUAGCUUUUGCUCGUUUUCGUUGCGCUUGCCUUCCCCUUUUUGGUCUUUUCAUAACCUUGAACCUUCCAAAUUGCAGCUUUCUUUUUUAAUAAAAAGCUCUGCAAGGUGGUGAAACUGCGAGUCCCUUUUCCGCUUCUAAAUGUACCUCGAGAUCUUUUUCUUCAUUGGACAACGACAAUGCAAUCCAUCAA